AUAUUUGACGUAGCGUUUUGUUGUGGUUAUGAGGCGAAUUUCUUGGGAAACUUUUAAAGCUUUUUGAAUUUUCCAAAAAGUCUCUUUUUUAUUUUCAGGAAACUCAUGGACGAACCGAAAGAGUUUUGUCGACUGUGUCUUACCACCUCGGUGGUCUAUUAUUCCUUGUUGAAGGAUAAUGGGAAGGAAAUGGUGCUUUCCCUUACUGGGCUACUGAUAACUGAAGAACACCCAAAUACAACUUAUGCAUGUGUAAAAUGCUGGGUUGACUUAAAAUUAGCAUAUUCAAUUCAGCAAAGGUUCUAUGAUGCAGAGCAAAAAUUCCAAUUGGAAGGCAUUACGAGCGUUAUCGAUAAAAUAAACCUAUACAGAAACCAGACUAAACCUGACCAAAGUAAACCGGAAGCGCCUGACAUAAAAGAGGAAAUCAUUGAAAAUGAAUAUGAUGACCCGAGUGCUUUAUCGGAUGAUGAUAUAGAUUAUGACGAAAUGAUUGUAAUACAAACAGAAGAGGAAGCUUCCGCCUUAGAUCCGAUUUUAAAUCCGAUACCUAGCAGUGAGAUGCUUGAGUGCCCUAUUUGUGGAUUGAAAUGUGAAGACAUGUCUGCAAUAUAUACCCAUACAAAGACCCAUUACAAUGAAGAACAACAGUGCGAAACCUGUUUUAUUUCUUAUCCGAAUAUUGCUGCUUAUCGAGAACAUAUUAAAAACAGCCAUCCCGAGAAAUCUGAUCAUAUUUAUAAUUGUGGAAUAUGUCCAAUGAUGUUUCAGUAUAAGUCUUUAUAUGAUAUCCAUCUAGGUACAAUCCACAAGUACACUGCGAAGAGAAAAAGAACCAACAGGGACAUUUCAAAGUAUUACAUAGAUAGUACAUCUCUCAAAUGUCCCGAUUGUAAUAAGGCUUGCAGCGAUGGAAAAGCUCUACGUGCUCAUAUUAAAACUCAUGAAAGGAAACCAUGUCAUAUAUGUGGAGCAAACAUCACUAGUUCAAAUAUAGCGAAGCAUAUAGAAAAUCACGAGAUUAAACCGGUGGUGUGUCACAUAUGUGGGAUAACGGUGAAAAAUCGUGACAGCUUACGCGGCCACGUGUACUAUACCCAUUCACAAAAGAGGCUCAAGUGUGACCUUUGCCCAAAAAUAUUCACCAAACUGUAUCCUUAUAAGAUGCAUAUCAAAAAGGAGCAUACAGGCGAAAGAAGUUUUACGUGCGACACGUGCGGCAAACAGUUUUUCACGCACUAUCAGUUAUCCAAUCAUAUCAAGAUGAGACAUCUGAAACAGAGGAACCACGUGUGCGCGUUUUGUAGCAAAGGGUUUUCCAGUAAGUUCGCUUUAAAGACACACGAGAGGCAACACACAAACGAAGCGCCGUACAUCUGCUCCAUGUGCGGCACCGGUUUUAGGCAAAACGUGUCGCUCAGGGCGCACCUGAAGUCCAAACACAACAUUAAAGAGGACCAAACGGCCGAGUGCGUCACCUGCGGCAAAAAGUUCAAAGACGACUGGGCUCUAAAGACUCACAUAAGAUCGGUUCACGACUGAAUUGCAUGUGCACGUCGUGUCCUUAAAUAAACCGAUUUAUAUAUAAAUUGUUAAUGUACAUUAUUUUUUUACGUAGGAUUUGUUGGUAGUUGUAAAAUUAAAACUCGUUUUUCUUUCUUAA
Messenger RNA from Anthonomus grandis grandis, 1663 nucleotides. RefSeq names its product zinc finger protein 26-like. NCBI's taxonomy places the organism in Eukaryota, Metazoa, Arthropoda, Insecta, Coleoptera, Curculionidae. The record is from RefSeq and is a predicted model, not a curated record. Gene Ontology annotation, molecular function: RNA polymerase II transcription regulatory region sequence-specific DNA binding; DNA-binding transcription factor activity, RNA polymerase II-specific; zinc ion binding. The coding region runs from base 106 to 1542 and encodes 478 amino acids. The transcript is spliced from 8 exons. Gene Ontology annotation, biological process: regulation of transcription by RNA polymerase II. Gene Ontology annotation, cellular component: nucleus.